Eimeria tenella is the source of this 876-nucleotide messenger RNA. RefSeq names its product Zim17p, related. The transcript has 4 exons. Gene Ontology annotation, cellular component: mitochondrion. The coding region runs from base 1 to 876 and encodes 291 amino acids. The record is from RefSeq and is a predicted model, not a curated record. NCBI's taxonomy places the organism in Eukaryota, Apicomplexa, Conoidasida, Eucoccidiorida, Eimeriidae. Gene Ontology annotation, molecular function: protein-folding chaperone binding; zinc ion binding. Gene Ontology annotation, biological process: protein stabilization; protein import into mitochondrial matrix; protein folding.
AUGAUGCAAGCACUCAGAAGGCAACCGUCGUUCUGGGUUUGCGCAAGGGUGCGCAAUGGGGCCCCCACUGCUCAUCCAGGGUUUCCUAAAGAUCGGCACAGCAACUCAGUGCUCACAGGAAGAACUUCGGAUACAGGUAGCUGGAUGAUUCCUGUUAGAUUGAGCAAUGUGUCGCCGGCACCAGCUGCGAGAGAGUCUGCUGAAUGCCCAGCGGCAACAGCAACACGGGAGACAGUACCAACGAGGAGGGCACAAUUGAGGCACCUUAACUCCUUCGGUGUACCCGGACCCAUGGUGUCAUCUCUUUCCCAUGCCCAGUUCUGCGGGAUCCCGAUCCGGAGGCUGCUAAGCACGGUUCCUUCAGGAACAACUGGAGCGGCAGCAGUAGCCUCGGAAGGCGCAGAUGGACAGCUAGGGGAGCUGUCAGGGCGGACUCCUGAGGAGUCAAAUGAGGGCCAGCCAGUGCCCACGGAGCCGAAUGAGAGCCAAUCUUUGCCUACGGAGCCGAAUGAGGGCCCACUCGUCCGUGUUGAUCUUUCGCGAAUUCCCGGGACAGAAAACGCGAAGGACGGUCUGAUGACUCUAGUUUUCACCUGUUGCAAGUGCAAUAGAAGAUCGGCCAAGAAAUUUUCAAAGGUGGCAUAUACACAGGGGGUGGUGAUCGUGCGGUGUCCCGGCUGCAGCAAUCUCCAUUUAGUGGCAGACCGUCUGAAAUGGUUUGGGGAUGAGGAGAGCGACGUGGAGACAAUCCUGGCGGCGAAGGGAGAGAAGGUACUUCGGUCAUUGACAGCGGCGUACUUGCUUGAUUUCGAGGGGAUGGGUGAUGAUUGGGAAGAGCCCACGCACGGUCCACACAACAUUGUCACAGGAUCUUAA